CGGCUGUUCACCGGAAAAAUCCGGUCUGCAAAAUCAAUGAAUUCCUCUCUCUAAAAGGUAUGAAAGAGAGAAGAGAGAGUAACUCAUUUAUUCAUUUUACAAUCUAAAGCGUUAUCAUAUAACAGUAUUCAUUAUCCACUUAAAAAAAAAAGAAGUGGCGGGAAAACGAGAAAGAGCGGCUGGGACCUUAAUUCUCUAUUUCUCAGAAAUGAUUCCGGUAAAGGUGAAAUUGUCCCAUGGAUUCCGAUUCAGACUCCGAUGGUUCUCAUGUCUCCGCCACUCCUCCCCGAGACUCAUUUCCGCCAUCGCCGCCGCCACUUCUUCAGCCACCGCCUAAGUAUGUGCCGCCGGUCUCCCGGAAAAUUACGUCUUCUUCCUCUCGCUCGAAGCCCAAAGCACCUACACAGCCGCCUCCUAAUCCCUCACAGGAAGCUCCGACAUCAUUCUCCCCUCCUCCUCCUCCUCCAUCUCCAUUAUUCACCGAUCUCCCUUUCCGGAUCUGCGAAUCCCAACCCGCUAGGUUUUCUUCUUCCAUAUCGUCCUUUUCCAGACUCCGCAGCAGAGCUUCUUUUACACCUAAUGAGAAAUUGAAAUCAGACGGCGUCGAUUUUGUGCCGGAGCCUCCUCAGGUAGAAGUAAUCGCUCCUCCAAAAUCCCUUAGGAGAAAGCCUCCGAAUCUCAUCACCGAUACUAUAACUUCUCCUCCAAAAUCUGUUAGGAGAAAGCCUCCGAAUCUCAUCACCGACACUAUAACUUCUCCUCCGGUGAAACCUAUGGUGUUUCGUAGCAGCGGUAACGGCGAGGGUAAUUUCGUGAAGUUGAACUUAAAUGGCAAGAGAGGGAAGAAGUUUCCUAGCAAAUACAAGGGCGUCUCUAAAUCUAGAAGCAAUUACGCAUUCAGAGGGAAGAGAUACAAGAAGAAAGAAGCUGAUGGUGAUGGCGAAUCAUUGUUGGAGGAAGAGUCUGAUUUGCAGAAACAGGUAGAAGAAGAAGCUAAUGGUUUUAUUAGCUCAGUGGAGGAUGCCAUUCUUGCUGUGAAGACUGAGGCUUCUGAUGAGAAUCUAACGAAGCUGUUGAAUUUAGUUUAUGGUUAUGAUUCUUUUCGAGAUGGGCAGUUGGAGGCGAUCAAGAUGAUUCUUGGUGGGAGUUCAACGAUGCUGGUAUUGCCUACUGGUGCUGGUAAGUCUCUCUGCUACCAGAUUCCGGCAAUGAUUCUUCCGGGAAUCACGCUUGUAGUGAGUCCUUUGGUUUCGCUGAUGAUCGAUCAGUUGAAGCAUUUGCCUUCGAUUAUUAAGGGUGGUCUCUUGAGCAGUAGCCAGAGACCUGAGGAAACAACGGAGACGUUGCGGAAACUCAGAGAAGGCAUAAUUAAGGUUCUCUUUGUAUCUCCCGAGAGACUUCUGAAUGUAGAAUUUCUGUCGAUGUUUCGCAUGUCUCUAUCUGUGCCACUUGUCGUUGUGGAUGAGGCACACUGCGUAUCAGAAUGGUCUCAUAAUUUCCGUCCUUCAUAUAUGAGACUCAAGGCAUCAAUGCUGUUUUCUGAACUCAAGGCAAAAUGCAUUCUCGCGAUGACUGCAACUGCCACUACAAUGACUCUUCAGGCUGUCAUGUCUGCACUAGAGAUACCGUCAACCAAUCUUAUUCAGAAGUCACAACUGAGAGACAAUUUUGAGUUGUCUGUCUCAUUGAGUGGAGCUAACAGAAUGAAAGAUCUAUUGAUUUUGAUGGAGUCUCAUCCAUAUAAGGAGAUUCGAAGCAUCAUUGUGUACUGCAAAUUUCAGUAUGAGACUGACAUGAUAAGCAAGUAUUUACGUGAUAACAACAUCAAUGCAAAGGGUUAUCACAGUGGUCUUCCUGCGAAGGACCGUGUUCGCAUACAAGAGUCAUUUUGUUCCAACAAGAUUAGAGUGGUUGUUGCAACUGUGGCAUUCGGCAUGGGACUUGACAAGGGAGAUGUUGGAGCUGUAAUCCACUUCAGCGUGCCAGGCAGUAUGGAAGAAUACGUUCAGGAAAUUGGGCGUGCUGGUCGCGACGGGAGGUUGUCUUAUUGUCAUCUCUUUUAUGAUAAUGACACAUAUCUAAAGCUUCGGAGCCUUGCACACAGUGAUGGUGUCGAUGAAUAUGCAGUUGGAAAAUUUCUCACCCAUGUGUUUUCCACUGAGACAAAGCAACAUGAGAAGAUAUGCUCGCUAGUCAUUGAAUCUGCCUCUCAAAAAUUUGAUAUGAAGGAAGAGGUUAUGCAAACGAUUUUGACACAUUUGGAGCUGGGGGAAGUGCAGUACCUACGUAUGCUUCCACAACUCAACAUAUGUUGCACUUUGAAUUUCCACAAGUCUUCUCCAAACACUCUGGCUGCACGAAAUACCAUAGUUGCAGCAAUUCUGAAGAAGUCUCACGUGAAGCAAGGGUUACAUGUCUUCGAUAUAACCGCUGUGGCCUCUAGCAUAUGUGUUGCAACAACAGAUGUCUUGGCUGAGAUUCAAACUCUGAAGAUGAAGGGGGAAGUAACAUACGAAUUGAAGGACCCAGCCUUUUGUUACACAAUCUUAAAAUCUCCAAGGGAAAUAUGUUCAUUGUCCAGUCAUCUUACCAAGUGGCUCACAGAGAUUGAAAGUUGCAAAGUGAGAAAACUGGAUAUUAUGUCUAGUGCAGCUGUGGCUGCGAUUAGUGUCUCUAACACUUCAGAACUGAGUUCUGGUGCCAAGCAAACUCUGAGCCUGCAAAGUAGAAUUUUUGAUUACUUCAAUGGUGACGAAAAGUGUGACACUCCGAGCAAGACGACUCAAAAUUGUGCCUUUCUACGAGCAGACAUAAAGGUUUUUUUGCAGAGUAAUCGCCAAGCCAAAUUCACACCAAGAGCCAUCGCGAGAAUAAUGCAUGGAGUUGGAAGUCCAGCUUUUCCAAAUUCAGUCUGGUCCAAGACUCAUUUCUGGGGAAGGUAUAUGAGCGUAGAGUUCCGUGUGAUAAUGGAUGCGGCACAAACAGAGCUGUUCAAUUUUGUUGACAGAAAUGCAGCUUUAGCUACAUAGAAGGCUACUUGACUUAAUAAGUGAGUCACAAUGAAUCACAGUUGAUCCCUGUUCCUAAGGUCUCACAUUCAAUUUAUUAGUGUGUAAAUCUAACUUUUAGAUUCAUUAAAGUAUUUAGUAAAGAGAAAUUGUAUCAUAACAAGACAGUUGAGAGAAUUGUUUGGAUCGACAAGAAAAGCUGAAAAAAAUGAAAGUUAAUCUUAAGUAUUAAAA
Messenger RNA from Arabidopsis lyrata subsp. lyrata, 3242 nucleotides. Its product is annotated as ATP-dependent DNA helicase Q-like 5. Gene Ontology annotation, biological process: double-strand break repair via homologous recombination. Gene Ontology annotation, molecular function: nucleic acid binding; ATP binding; 3'-5' DNA helicase activity. Gene Ontology annotation, cellular component: cytoplasm; nucleus; chromosome. Bases 237 to 3029 code for a protein of 930 amino acids. The transcript has 19 exons. NCBI's taxonomy places the organism in Eukaryota, Viridiplantae, Streptophyta, Magnoliopsida, Brassicales, Brassicaceae. The record is from RefSeq and is a predicted model, not a curated record.